Molecule: messenger RNA, 14271 nt
Organism: Bacillus rossius redtenbacheri
Lineage: Eukaryota; Metazoa; Arthropoda; Insecta; Phasmatodea; Bacillidae
Gene: eIF2A
Product: eukaryotic translation initiation factor 2A
Exons: 13
Coding region: 26-1786 (586 amino acids)
Biological process (GO): translational initiation
Cellular component (GO): cytosolic small ribosomal subunit
Molecular function (GO): translation initiation factor activity; tRNA binding; protein binding
Source: RefSeq, a predicted model, not a curated record
UCACCCCUUGCUCCAUGUAAAAAAGAUGGCGUCCAACGUUCCUGUUGUUGCGGUACGAGGGUCGACAGGAGUGUCCAUAAACCUAGGCCCGCCCAACUAUGAUCUGGUCACGGCGUUCGCCCGCGAAGACAGCAAGAAUUGCAAUGCGAUGGCUUUUGACCCUCAAGGAAAAUAUUUCGCCUGGCUGAAUGGUGUCUCGAUCAAGAUAGCUUCCGUGUCGACCUGGCGGGUUGUGGCAGACAUCGCGCGGCCGAAGGUCUCCUGCCUUCAGUUCUCGCCGCUAGGAACAUACCUGAUGACCUGGGAGCAGCCUUUUGUGACGACGGCCAGUCCCACGCCCGGCCCAAACCUGCACAUCUACAAGGCGGAGAGCGGGGAGCUCGUCAAAGAUUUCAUCCACAAGCGACAGAUUGGCUGGGAGCCGCAGUGGAGCUCGGACGAGAAGGUGUGCGCGCGGCUGGUGAACAGCGACGUGCUGCUGUACGAGAACGGCGACUUGGAGGCGCCCGCGCACCGCAUCCAGAACCAGAGGGUGGCCAACUACAGCCUGUCGCCGGGCGGCGCCCCCUACCACGUGCUGUGCUACGUGCCAGGCAAGUCAGGACAGCCAUCGUUUGGCAAACUGUUCCAGUAUCCGAAGUUUGAAGCUGGAGCGUUUAUUGCCAGCAAGAGCUUUUUCCAGGCGGACAAGGUGGACAUGUUCUGGAACCGUGUGGGCUCGGCCGUGCUCCUGCUCACCAGCACGGACGUGGACAAGUCCGGCUCCUCCUACUACGGCAAGCAGUCGCUGCACGCCCUGGCGUGCCGCGGCGAGACCGCCAUGGUGUUGCUGGGUAAGGAGGGGCCCAUCUACUGUGUCGCCUGGAGUCCCAAGAGCACGGAGUUCUGCGUUGUGUACGGCUUCAGCCCUGCCAAGGCCACGCUCUUCAACUUGAAGUGCGAGCCCGUGUUCGAAUUUGGCACGGGUCCGCGCAACGCCAUCCACUACAACCCACACGGGAACAUCCUGCUGCUCGGGGGCUUCGGGAACAUCCGCGGCAACGUGGAGCUGUGGGACAUGCCCAACAAGAAGCUGAUCGCCAAGAUGGACGCCCCCGACACGACGCUGCUGCACUGGUCGCCCGACGGCGAGCACUUCAUGACGGCCACCACCUGGCCGCGGCUCCGCGUCGGCAACGGGUUCAAGAUCUGGCACUACACGGGCACGCUGCUGUACGAGCGGCCCUGGAACCAGCAGGAGCAGCUGUGGGAGGUGCUGUGGCAGACCUACCCCGCGGGCGUCUUCAAGGAGCACGCCGUCAGCUACCGGCCCGUCGAGGGCAUCCAGCCCAGCCAGCCCCAAGCGUCGAAGCAGGCGUACCGGCCGCCGUGCGCGCGCGGCAAGGAGAGCAACUUCAAGCUGCACGAUGAUGACGAGCUGCCCAGCAACGCCAAGCCCAACAGCGACGGCAACCCGUCGAAGGCGGCGCUGAAGCUGAAGAAGAAGCGGGAGGCGAAGAAGGCGAAGAAGGAGCAGGAGGGCUCCGCGCCGAGCGGGGUGGCGGUCACGAACGGGGAUGCCAUGACCGCCGUCACCACCGUGAAGCUGCCCCCCGUCGUCGCGGAGGCGGAGCUCACGGACGACCCGGAGAAGAACAAGAAGAUCAAGAAGAUCAGGAGCAAGCUGAUGGAGAUCUCACGCCUGAAGGAGCAGCGCGCGGCCGGCCGCCAGCUGGAGCUCAACCAGCUCGACAAGAUCAAGAAGGAGGACGAGCUGCUGAAGGAGCUGCAGGGGCUGGUGUUGUGAUGGGGCCCGCGCCCCGCCGGGGCCUCCCCCCCUCCCGGCGCCGGGCACCCCCCUUGCUGCUGAGCCCCCCCCCCCCCCCCACCACCACCACCACCACCACCGACGGACCAACAUCCACCUUUCUGUUUCCGUGAGUGACGACGACCUUCGCCUCCUCCGUCGGGCGAUGUGUCCCCCCUUCCUACUUGCAGUUUCCAGGUGAUCGGUCGGGGGAAAAAAAAAAUAUUUCUUCUUUUCUUACCUUUGGAAAAUUUUUAUGAAGACUGAGUAGUUGCAAAAAAAAUUGCAGGGUGCUAAACCAAUCGGCUACGAUUGCAACUAGCCGGUGGCAGUCUCAAACGCAGCGGGUUCGUCUGAAGGGGGGUUCGUGCUCAUGAACCAGAUUGAUAUGUACUUGUAUACUUGCACGGGGGAGGGCCGAGCGUCCCCAUGAUACCUAAGAAUACGUCACAACAGUUGUGUCAGUUUUUCCGCUUGCGACGCUGGAACUCGACGGAGCGAUGCGUCGCGUGGUUGCGGAGGUGGGCGGCAGGAGAGCCGCGAACGCUACGACCGUGUGUCUGCAUUCUGUACCUCGGGCUGCGCAGCGGGAAGAUGGCACCUACCGGCCUCGCUCGGAGAACGUCUCGUCUGACGUGUGUGGACGACUUAUUUGAAUUUUUUUUGUCAAGUUUGAGAGCUGCCGGUUGGGUUCAGCUUCUCAUACUUUAGCAUGUGUGGUAUUCCCGUCGCUGAAAGCUGCGUCGACAGCUACAGUGCAGUUAAUACUUCAUCGCAAUUGGUUUAUGUCUAAAAUUCAGGAAAAAUAAUUACGUACUGCUCAAAAAAUAUAUAUAUAUUUUAAAUGUUGCAAAUUGAUAUAGCCAGUAUAUUAUUCUCUUGCAUUUUCGUUAACCAGUUUUUGCCACCCAUUCCUCUAUUGGUAAAAAUUAAUCCAGCAUUGUGUUUCAUUGAAGCUAACUAGACACUUUAAAUAAGUUUUAGGGAUCUGCGAAUAUGUGAAAAAAAAUAUUCAAUAUUCGUGAAUAAUUUUAUAUUCCAUUCAAUGUUUCAAAUUUAAUAUUUUGUUUACAAUUAUUUGUUAGUUAUUAAAAAAAAAGUAAGGCUUAAGAUGUGAGAAAUUUAGAUUUGUUCCCUGCAACAUUAUUCACACUUUUUUUUUAAUAUUUAAUAAAUAAUCCAUAAUUGUAAUUUGAAAUUAAUGAUAAUAAUUAUAUUUUAUGUAUGUAACCAGAUCAUCAAAACAACAUCAAAACUUAAAACUUACUGGUUUAACAAAAUGCAUUGCCAAAUUUUUUUUAAAUUUAUUUUAUUUUACACCUUUUUGCUAUGGUUUCAUGUGUAUUCCUUUAUUUUUUAUUUGGCUGUAUUUUGGAUCAAUUUUACUUGGACUCCUGUGAAAUGUGGAGCAAAAAAUUUCACUGUAAGUUAAAAAUUGUAUUAGAAAAAUAUUUGAUAUUCGUUAAUAUUGUGAUAUUUCAUUCUAAAUUCGAUUCAAAUGAGAAAAACUGUAUUCGCAGAAGCCUAAUAAGUUUACUUACAUUCAGUCAUUUUCAGUGUUUAUGAGUAUUAAUGUUAUUUUCCAUUUUACCUGGCAAAAGGGUUUUUGCUUUGUCCAAGCCUAAGACAAGUGAUUGAGUAAAAAUGUGAGUGAGCUGAGUGCUACUUUAUAUCACACAUAUGUGUAAGCAUUAAAUGGAAGUCCUACGCUUCUAUUUUCAAGAACUAUGGUGGUUAUUUUCAUUAUAAAAUUCAUUUUUAUUUCUCAGCUAGCAGUGUUGGUGCACUAAUCCAGUGGAAAAACUUCACCCGAGCUUUCCUCUCUCUCUCUUCAUAGAACAUGAGAUAAUAACUAGGUAUUUGUCAGGAAAAUAGCUGUGGUGUGCGAACGUCUGGGAUUGCAAGACAAUACGGAGAAAGAACAGUUGUUGCCUUCGCGAGUAAACUAAGUUAGGAAGUCAAGUGAACACCAUGCACAUUCACUUGGAAUGGACUAGGCGUUAAAGUGCUGAAAAGCACGGAGUUUCGUGGGAUUAGGAAUUGAACGUGUGUGCCAUAUAUACAUAUAUAUCUCUGUGCUAUCGGGACUUUGUUAGUUGUAGGUGUAUUUAACUUUUUUUUUUCUUUUGACGGACAAACGGAAAUGUUUCAUAAGUUUUAAUUUGAAGUAAUUUUUUCCCUAGUGCUUUUAAACACUUCGAUGUCAUAUUGUAUGAGCUUGCUUAACAAUGAUUCCUCUGUUUUUAUGCAUGGCUUAAAGAGAGAAAUACACUGGCCUCAUUUUGUAUUGGACGUAGGUUAGGUUUGAAGCUUGUGUAAACUGUAUAUUUGUUGGCAAAAAGGUUGUUAAGUUAUUAUUUGCAGUGCAUAAUUUGAUGUUUAAAUAACUAGUAUGUCUUCUUUUUUUAAAAAAAAAAAAAUACAAACAAGGAUUGUCUCAAGAAUUGUUACAUUAAAAAGUUGAAUAUUUGUGUGCAGUUAUAAAAUGUCAUGGUUUUGAGGGUUUGUUUUAUGAUACAAUGCAACAAUCGUAAAGAAUUCCCAUUUUCAAAGUUUUCCUUAACUAUAUUUUGUGAUACUGCUUGAGGUCUGAAAUACACAGUAAUUUCAUGUUUUAAAAAACAAAACCAUUGUGGUUCACAACUAUGAAGUUGUGUCACUUCAGGAUAGUCAUGUUUGUGAGCCUCUGCAACGCAGGUAAAAUCCCAUUCAGAAAGGUGAAGUACGAAGGUGACCUGCCAAGUAGAUGAGCUAAUCAAAUUUAUUUAUUUAAACAUUGAGGGAGAAAUGUGUUUAUAUUUAUUUGGCAAUUUCCUUAUAAAUGUUGAAUUUGUUACGUAAUAAUACCUACAACUACAUAUGUAGUGAACCAUCUGGAGUUCGUUCAUGAACGUAACAGAAGAGUUUUAAAUUCAGAACACCAGAGAAUGUUCGCUAAUCAGGUUGGUAAAUUUGUUACGCUUCAAAAUUAUAUUAUAGUGGAACCCUUGCUUUACAUUUUUCAAGACAGAUAGAGAAAAAAUGGUGUAAAUAAGUAGAAACACUUAAGCAGAGGCCACCAAAAUUCAACAAAAAAAAUCAUGAAAUAAUCAACAUAUCAAUCAAACCUCAACUCAGAUAAAAAAAAACCUUUUAAAAAUACAUCAAAUUCAAUGAAUAUUUAGCAUGGACUUAGUACCGAAAUGAAUAUUGAAUGAAAAAAUUUUGUUUAUUUUUUUGUAUUGCAACUGUUAGUUACUAAUUUUUACAUUAUGACAGUGGAACAUUUUACAAAUACACACAUACUUGUUGAUUUAUUUUUAUUAUUUCCAGUACUUAGACAUGACAAAUCAAUCAUUGUAUUGUAAAAGUGUAUCGUGUAUCAAUCAAAAUGACACUGUUUUCGUGAAGUAAGGAUCGUUGAACAAAGAAGUGUCGUAUUUGUUGAAAAUUGUGCUAGCGUUAUGAAUAAACUUAGUUCAUAUUAAAUGAAAAUGAAAACCUUAACUCUGAAAUCUCUUGUUUUACAAUCAAAAUUUGCCUUAAAAAUAAAACCAUAAAUCUUGUUUCUACUCAAAACUGAACUGCAGAGCCAGAUAGUGGUAACUGCAUACUUGGUUACACUUUAACCAAAUUUUGUAGUAGAACAUUAGGAAAGUUGUCAAAAAAAAAAUAGACACUUGCGUGUAAGUGCAUUUGAGACAAUGUUAUUUAGCCUUUUUUGAUGUACUUUUAUUCCAAGUUUUCUCUUGUUCUGGUUAUUUGUUACGGCUGGAAAAGUUUGCUCUAAGUUUGGUUGCAAUACUUACGAUGUUGCUAACUGCUCAAAGUCAUUUUUGAAGUUAAAAUUGGUUAUAAUUCUUUAGGCCCGUUGGUGCCAAAGUUGUCUGUGUGUGGCGGCAGUAACCUAUACAUAUUCCCUUAUAUGAACACUGGUGGACAUAUAAAUCUGUGUGCCAAAUAAAUCUGUGAUAGCAAAAAGGUUCUGGAAUACAUUUUAUAAACUUCAAUAGUCACACAAAGAAAUAAUAGCAACUUUAAAAAUACGUUAUAAUUUUAGUAUUACCGUAUUAAUAACACAAUAUUUUAUAAUUUAUUCAAAUUAUGUGUUUACUAAAGUGAUAUUUUGCGUGAUUGAUGAUCGUGAGUAUUCGGGAUCCAAACCCGUCCAUUUCUAUAUAAAUUUUUACAUUUUUUCUUAUUCUGGGCCGAGUUCCCCCCUUGUAAUAACACGGAAAUUCAAAAUUCACGUGUGUUCUUCAGGCAAAGCCGCUAGGAUUUCUGCAGUCAGGUGUCGCCAGCGUCGCCAUGUUGAAAGACUUGAGUUUCCUAUGUUGUUCUGCUUCAAUAUUUGCUUUUAACUAUUCUAAAAAAAUAUUAGUCAUCUACGUCUUGGUCGCUAAACACUAUGUGGUCAAGAUAUCUUGAACAGGUAUAGCUCUCGAAGAAAUAUGCUGCGCCCAAGGUUAUAUUUUUCAACUUCUUUGGUCUCGCCCCAGUGAUACGUAUCAUCUUCCCCUUCCGCCCGCUUAUUCCUCGUGUCCACCCGUGCGGACUGCCCUCAGCGUGUUUGGCCUGCCGUGUUAAGAGUGGGCGGAGAAAACAAGUAUCAGAGUAGCUGUGGGAGGUCCUUCUGUAGCUCUGAUGUGGAAAGUAUAUAAAAAGGAUUUGUAUAAUACUCCCUAGGAAGUUCAUAGCAAAAAUUAAAAAAAUAAUAAAUAUAUAUAGGUAUAUUUUUUUCCAAAAGUGUGAUACGCCAUUUUUCACUCUUUCUGUGUAAUAAAAUCUGAACUGUAUAUGUGGCCAUCUAAGGAGUUUCGGUGAUGUAUUGGCAGAACAUACUCUCUUCCUUCGUUUGAAAGAAUGGAUUUUACCUGAUUUUUUUUUUUAAAGAAAAUAUAUUUCUUCUGAAAUUCUAUCUAAGGAAGGGAUCAGUUUAGAAUUAUCUUCUGGAUGUUCUUGAAUCUUCUUGUAAAUCAGUUUAAUUACUGCCGAGUCAGUUCGUCUACUUAUCCGUACUAAAUUUACUGUGGAUGAUAAUUCAUUGAAAAGGGAAUAAAACAGUUUUUUUUCUAUAGAUGAAAUAGCAGUGAGUAAAUAAAAUUAAUUAAAUAAAAUGUAAUGAAUAAAUAUCACUGUGAAUCUGACAGGCUGCCUAGUGUGUGAGGUGUGAAUUCCAAGACCGAAUGAAGGCAUGUAUUGUGGACAUUGCAGUACAUUCAUGUGCGUGUGUGUGUGUCUACGUAUGUACAAAUUGUUGGUAACAUUGUUUACUUUGCUCGGUAAUGUGUAUUGCCAACGGUUUUGUAAUCAACUGGCUGUGUAAACCUGCAACCAGCCAUUGAUGGCUGUUGGUUGAGAAAGUGUUAACGUCAUUGUGGUAAAGACUGCUUCCAGAUGUAGGCUGUACUUAAUCUCUUUGUGCAGAAUGGUGUGUUAGCCCCCUGAACUUUUAUUAACUUUUAUUUUGCACUGUCAACAGUACGUUUGCUGAUUUAUGUAUGUUGCUGAGCUGUUCGUGAAGAACUAACUUAACCUAUGAACAAAACACGUUCUUAUGACAAGUGUGGAAUCACCAAAAUGGCAUUAAUAAUAAACAUGAAAAAUAUUAUUAUUACAGUAAUCGUGUGGUGCUUGGGUAUUGUUCAUCGUUAUCCGUUCAGCAUCGGGUGUCUUGAACCAGCAGUUGUGUAAGGUUGUUCUGGGAUUGUUUAAGAGCUGUGUGAGUUUGAAUCGCCAAACUUCCUGAUGUUGACUGAAUCUGUCAUUCUGCCAGUGCAUAAAUUGCCGACGAUUUUACGCGUAUUCAAUGUAUCUACAUAUACAAACAAAGAAAAUUUUUGUUUGGUGAUGUUCUGUAAUUUUGUUCUUUUAUUAUUUGUUAGCUUGCAAAUCCUCAACAGCGCAUCAGUUGAAUCUGUAUUGCAGAAUUAGUAGCAUGUUUAUGAUUGGACUUGUCAGUGACUUUGAGUGAACCUGCACAGCUCUGGUUUCUAUCUGCACAAUAUUGCAUACUUUAACUCUGUAAUGGUAAGAUGUCCAAAUUGUGAACUGGAAUGUUUGCUCAUGGUAGGUAGGGACGAGAUUAUAUGGUGAAUUGGGAUAAAACUGAAGUAACACCGCAAAGCAUGUCAAAACAACAACACAUAAGACAUAACACCAAAAUGCGAGGUUAUACACCAUUUAGCACUGGAGUGUUGAGUAAAACAUGUAAUUAGUUAAGCAUUAUUUUUGUACCAGAAUGAAUAUGUAACUUAAAUGGAUUGGAAAAAAUUAACAUGUAUUAUAUUGUUUGAUCUUCCAUUUCUUACAUUAGUAACAUGUUUUUACAUAAAUGACAGCACGUGUUUCAGACAUGCAAAAACUUUAAUAUUUAUUUAUAUUUUCAUUACUAAUGAUUUUGCUGUAUAAGUGCACAAGGUGUCAAUCAAAAUGAGACUAAAAUAUUUCUUAAUACUUAUUCCACUAUAAUAGUUUAAUAUUUGUUGAAAAAUACGCUUUUUUUUUUUUUAAAUUUAUAAAUCAAGACAGUAUAUUAAAACAAUAACACUGAGACAUUCUUUUUAAAAAAUGAAAUUGUCCAAUACAUAAAACCAUAAAAUCUUGUCCCAGGUGAUAGGUAAUGUUACACAUUGCCUGGAGAUUUUGUUGUGUUGUCAUUCAGCCAUUGCUUGUUCGAUGGAAAUGUCCUGAAGGCAACUGUGUUCUGCGACGGAGACUUUACUAAAUCACGACAGCGAACACCACACACAACCUACGAGGUCUCUACUUGUGCUGUCUGUAGUUCCAGUAGCUCGGCAGUUAGCAAACAGGAUUCAUAUUUCGUGGCACAGUGGCGUAGCGAGGUCAGGUGGUACCAGGCUGGGAAACUGUUGUCGCCUCGUCCCUUUUCCAUCGGUUGAAAUUACUGAAUUACGUAAAAAUAAGACACCUUUGUUCCAACUGUUAUGUUAUGGUUUAUUGACUUAACAUCGUAACCAUAUUAACACUUAAAAAAUUUUAGCCCCUUAAUUUGUUCUCUGCGAAUUGGGAAAUGACAUCAUCAGAAUAGAUUCCGUUCGCUUCUUGGUUUUCAAUCUACAAGAUGGCUCAUUCAGAGAGCCGGGCUUGACUCAUAAUUACCUAAGAUAACUCGUGAUUAAUUUUAGUUCGAAAAAAAAACUUAUUUUGCAUAGUGCUACUGAAACAUAACGGUAACAAUAAUCGUAAAGCUAAAGUCAGAUUACAGAUUUGGUGCAGAAUCACAAGAUUUAAAUUCAACAACAAACUCUAAUUGUUGAAAGUUAUUUAGUGAACAAGUUUUGAACAAUAUAAUUUGGAAAAAUAUUGUGAGCCCAAUUUUGUUGUUGUUAUUGUUGUUGUUUUGUCGCCCCCUCCAGACGACACCCGGAGCAGGUUGCGCCCUCUGCACCCUCCCUUGUACGCCUGUCGAGUCCUGAGCCAGUCAGAGGCGGGUUUGCGCAUUUUGUGUUGGCGACAUGCGUGUCUCCUGAGAGUAUUCCUUAAGGAAAAAAAAGUUACAGAUAUCGAUGGAUAUGUCCAGCAAGUACUUCAUUGUCAAGUGAAACAGUUAUGCCUAGAUGACAUAUUUUUAAUACUAGAGUUCAUUUAAAGCUACUGCAACAAGUACUUGUAUGGUGCGAGGGUUAUAUUUCAACCAAAUUGGUUGCAUGUGUUUUGUUUCUGUAGGAUUGGUAUUGAUUUGAUUAAGAAAUUAACUUGUUACCAGACUUUAUCAUUCAGUAAGGUUCCUCGAUGUCUUUCUGUGCGAGAGCUUAGCAGCUGCACUGUGAUUCUAAACUGUGUUAUGCGUGAUGCGGCAGUACCUCGUGAGGGACUACUGAGGAAAAGAAUUGUAGGUUAUGUGGCGAUUGCUCAGUACGCGUUGCGAUACAUCAAGUGCAGAGGCACCAUUGUUUGUCUUGUUUCGUUAUUCGUUGUGUUGCGUUAUUCGUUGUGUUGCGUUAAUGAAACAUGGCGUAUGGAAUCUUGGAUGUAAUGAAAUCUCUGGGACUUGACAUGUCCCUCCUCUGAGAUGCUGGUGAAAUGUCAUAACGGUAACUACACAUGUGACAUGGUUAAUGAGUGUCCUCUGCUUAGUUACGAGCGUCAGUCAAACCAAGCUGUGGCUUCAUCAAAGGCUUAGAGAAGAUGGUGUGCAGCAAGUGUCGGUAGUUUUCUACAAAGAUGUUCACAAACAAAAGAAAACUUUUAUUUCAGCGUGACAACAUUUACCAUGUGCAAUGUGCGGUGGGAAACCUUUCAGGAAGCCAUCGUCCAAAGGCAGCCGAGAUGAGACGCACAACCCCACCGAUUGAGAGUCGGUCGCACUACCGCACGAUCGAACGUUCUCGCUCACGAAGGGGGUUUCUCGCGGUGCGCAUGUGCUUUGUGACUAGAUCCGACUAAAGAUUUUUCACACCCAUUAUUUCCAUCGUUGCUCCGUUCUCGUCACCCCACAUUGUCUCGAGUGACCUCAAUGCCGGCGAGAUGUGUCCCAUUCAUUAAUUAUAAUCACUUGGACAUAUCUACUACUUUUAUGAGCUUUGGUAUGAAUUACAUAUUAUUUUAAAACUUCUACAAAGUUGAAAGCAUUUCAUUGGCUCUAUGCAGCUAUCUUGCGGCUACAGAUACUUUAUGCAAGAACUACAGAAACUAAGUGUGCUGUUUAUGUAUCACGACUCGACACUGUUUAACGUCGCACAAUUGUUAAGCGGUGAGCUAUAGGAUAAAAGUGUUUUAUAUUUGUAAAAAUAAUUUAUGGCGGGAUAUUGGACUGUACAUUAGCGUAUGCUUAUAGUACUGGUAUAUUGUAAGCCAACGACUUUUUUUUGUGUUAACUGUGUGUAUUCUGUUGUGCAAGGUUUGCAAGACGGAUAGUUGCGUUAUGGACGCUGACUCGAAUGUGCGGUUUUAGAAAAUGGGACAAUGAUUGAACACUAUUUAUACAACUAGCCAGUGUUGAAUAUUAUAGUAAAUGCGUGUGAGUGUGGCUAGCUGGAUGAAAGAGGUUCUAACAUGCUUGCUUGCCUUCAUUGGAAGAUAAACAAUCAGAAAUCUUUUGCAUAUAUAUAUAUAUAUAUAUAUAUAUAUAUAUAUAUAUAUAUAUAUAUAUACUGUAUAUAUUUUUACUUUCUUAUUAUUUACAUGUUUACUUCAUCGAAUGACUGCAAAGCCAAAUCAAAACAAAUGUGAAGAUCCAUAUUUUGAUAAAUAUUUUACAAACUGGCUUUAGUUAAUAGUAAAUACUAUACUUAUUUAGAAAAAAUUAAUGUUAAAAUAUUUUAAUUUGUUUUCAUCUUAUUACUUGCAUUAUAUAUACUAAUUUCACUUUUUUUAUUCAUGUGCAUACCUGCAUUUGUUUUCACCAUCAGAGACUGUAUUUUUUUGUGUGUGUUUCAAGAUAGCUAUUUUAAGAUAACUUCUUAUUUCCCAAAAAUACUAAUUUAACAACAAACCAUUUUGUGUUUACUGUUUGCCAUUGCAAGGAAAGAAAAUGUUAUCUUCCAUAUUUGUAUGGUUGUGUUUGGACUGUAACACUUACCAUAUUAUGUACUACCGAUAAUUGACUUUGGUUUGGCUUUUUGUUCUGCUUUUCAUGCCCUUCAUAAAAAUCUUAAGUAUAUUAAUAGUUUUAAGAAAUUGUGUUAAGUAAUAGUUAAUAACAGAUUUGCAAUGUAGAACAGUGUCGUGGAUAGCCAAGUUGUCUCGUCGUACAAUUUCAUCAAUCUGCAAGUACGUGUAUGUUAAAAUAUUACACUUCUGGAGCUCACCUUCUGAUGUAGGCAAGCAGAGCUACCAACAUUUUGGCAUGAAUCAACAAUGAACAUUUGUAUAGUGGUAGCUAUGAUUUAUAGAAAAUACAAAGAAAAUGUUGGUACCAUAAACUUGUACUAGAUGUAAAUUCUAUUUGUUAGGUUGCUAGUUAUAAUUGAUUUAUGUUCAACAUCUAUGCAGUUUAAUGAUUUUUAAUGUUGAUUUCAUAUUGGUCUUCUUUUGUAUCUGUCCAUUGCUGUGUUCAUGUGAUGUAACAAGGUACGUGUCUUAACGUAGCACUCAAGAUGUUUCCUGGUGUGAUCUGAUUUUGUUUGUGAAAGCGGUUGCUCGGAGCCAAAGAAUUGUUUUUGAUGUUUAUGAAGUGAUGGAGUUGACGUGGGAUGUGAUAGUGUACAAACCGCUGAUUACCUUUGUUUUGUGUAAGAUUAUUGAACUUGCGGUGCGCAGGAAAUGUCUCUUUUAUUUUAUUUUUUGAUUGGCCUGAUAAUGUGUGUACUUGGUUUUAAGUUAUCUACGUAAAGAUCAUUGUUGAAUAUGGCUAUGACUCUACUAAAAGAAAGUAUUGCAAGUCUUGCACACACUGGUGUUUGUCGAACUUAAUCAUCUGAGUGUAACAUGGGUCAUCAUCAGAUUAAGGAAAUUGUUUAGUGUUUGAAUAUAUUAUGAAUUUUUAAAUAAUACCAAACAAAAACUUAUGCCUACUGGUUUAGUUGGUGUUUGUAUUCUCCUUAAAUGGAAAAUAAGAACUGUUUAUGUUUUUAGCACUAUGACAAGAAUUAGCAAGGACUUAAAUUUGCUGGCUUGGGCAAAUAUCACUUCAAUGCGUGGGGGUACUGGCAUUUUCCUGUUAAUUUAUUCAAAUAGUUCUCUUUCAAUUUGUUAUUUUCAUCACAUAUUAGCUGAUAGUUAUUUUUGAGCAAUGAAAAGUUUCAUGAGUGAUGGUAAUUAUUAACUUAUGGGCUGUUGCUAGACAAUUUUCUAGUGCCCCUUCUACUGGGUGUGGAAUACUUCAUAAAUAGAGUUAAAGGUAUAGUUUAACUUAAAUGUCAUGGUUAUCACAGUCUUAAGCACACUACUCAUGUAACUAGUAAACUGAGACCGCGCGUUGGUCCGUUGUUGGUGAAUAUGUACAUGAUAACCCCAUAACUAUUAUUUACAAUGUAAACAACAACCUAACAACCAAAUAAUACGAAAUUAGAUAAUUGUGCAAUUUUUUGAAAAGUUGAUGCAACAAAUACUUUCUUAGAAGUAGUUUGUAUAAUUCAGUUACAUUUAAUUGCUUGUUAUAAUAUUAUUUAGUUGACUUUUGAGGCAUGCACUAUCAGCUCUCUAUGGACACAAUAUUUUUUUGUUCCAUAUCAAAAAUUAAAUUUUAGUGUGCUUAUAUUCGCUCAUUUUCUUUACUUAACUUUGAGGCAUUCAGUAGCGUGAUCUUCGUGGAAACUACUCUCUUUGGAUUCCAAGCUAGAAAUCAGUCCAUGUGAUUUAUACAGCUAAAUGUGUUUAUUAAAUACAUCAAAAUCUCCAAUGUUUUUGCUCGUACUUAAAACUUCCAAUGGCCAUACCUGCCUACCUAUCAAAUUUAUGAAAAUCCAAUCAACUGUUCAAAAGUUACUUAUGUACAGACAUACGUACAAAACCUCUAUAGAUUGUAGGACUUCACUUUGCUCUGUCAAAAAAUCAUUAUACGUACUUGUUUUACAGUUUCACAGACUUAGUCUACGUAUUUGCAUUAAAAUUCACUAAUAAAAAACUAGUAUUAAAAUUAUUAUCUUGAAGCCAUUUCAAAACCAUUUUUCUAUGGAACUGUAAAUUAAAAUACAUUUGUUCUUUCUUCCUAAUAUUAUAAGGAACAAAUGGGCUUAAUUUUUUGCCAUAGUAAUUUGCUGAAAAAAAAUUCUAUUCAUAAUUUUUAAAUUGAAAUGAAUUUAAAAUUUGUUUUUAAUUGAUGAUUUUGUUAACUUUACUUUGAUAUCUUAGUUGAGUUCAUUGUAUUAAUUACAAUACAAUUGUGAAUUGUAUGUUAACAUUUGAGAAAAAAACUACAUAUCUAUAGACAUCUAAAUAUACACUUAUAUUAAAAUUAAAAUGGUGGAAACAAAUAGUGUUCCAGGAGUAGUCUUGCGAUUAAGUCAAUGAAAACCACCACAAAUCAUAUGACAAGAUUUCAAAAUUUCAUUUUUGCAAAAUUUCGAACAUCAAGGUGGACUCUUAUUUUGCCUAAAGUUUGGAAUUAAUUAUAAUCAUACCAAAUUUACUGAAACUAUUUUUUUUUUUUUUUUUUUUUUUGCACUUCUGGGUCUAUAUAGUCUGUGGCACAUUUAUUUGUCUUUUUACUGCUGUUAGGCAAAAUUUAUAAAAUAGAAAAGUAAAAUUGAAGAGGAAACAAUAUUCAAGAGAAUCAUCAUAAUUUUAAGGAAAAGCCCUCCUAUUGUAUUGACAAAACCGAAUGAGGUAACCAACAUGCGGCGAGAGUGAAGCAGUGUGAAGUGUUGUAGGUAGUGUGCAUGCUAUGGUAGGGUGCUGAACGAUGAGUUGGCAAGUCCCGCCAGUUGCAUCAGCACAGUUGCCAAGCACCAGUGUGUCUAUGGCUUUCAAUCAUUGUUAAUAGUGUAAAUUCAGAAGAUUAAAAUUGUAAUUUAAGAGAAUCAAAUUGUGUUGAGUAUUUCACAAUGCUGUACACAUUUAUAUACUAUAAAUAAUUUAACAAAUAUAUGUUUGCAAGCAUG